GUUGGUUAUUGACAACAGAGCAGAGGCAGAUGUACUGCAUCAGUUCAGUUUGGAGAAACAGUUUCCUUUAUUGAACUGAAAUCUCAAUUGUGAGCCGAGAACAUGUGGGCAGAGUAGAGAACUGAGCACUUCCUUAAAAAAUGUGUUUCUACUGCAACUGCUACUUUUAAAACGUACCAAUAAGGGCAUUAGGAUGUGUGGACGUGUGUCCAAAAAUAUGACAAAAAUACGUAAGCCAUGUUUAUUAUUGAGACUGAAAAUUGUAUAAAAAAAGCUUUUUUGUAGUCUGAGCUCUGGUUGCUCUGUGAUUCUUUAAGGAUAUUUUAUUUACCUCUUUGUUUAUAAGUGAGACAAAUAAUGCAGCACCACAUUUCCUGUUUCUGCGAUUGGUCGGUGUCACAGUCAGAAUGUCACAGCUCUGAGGACGUUCAUACGCCGACAGUGAAAUGAGCUGAAGAGCACGUAGCGAUAAUUCGAUUUCAAACUCACUUCUCUGCCUGAUUUAGCAGCAGAAAGAGUACAGACGAAUGUAAACCUGGAGGAGAUGCUGGAGAACGUCUGCCGCUCCUGAUGACCAUAUAAAGCUGGACAAACCUACAGGCUGAAAUCUGAAACUGCCCCAGUGUUGUGGCUCCCUGCUCCGUCUCCCCCCCUGACUCUGUGUUCGUCUCUCACUCCACUCCCGUCCAGUCUGGUUCCUGUCUCCCUCCACACCAGUGGGCUUCUCCUCCUGAGGCAGAUGUGACCUGGGCGGUUCAGUGUUGGUCCAGAUGCUGAGGCGACCCUGAGGAUCUCAGAGACAAACGUCUGGACCGCGACCCUGUGGAGAAACGAUGCUCCCGACGGCCGGCGCUCAGAUUCGUGCGUUGGUGCUGUUCCUCCUCAGCAGCGGGAGCGUGGCCACGCCUCUGCCUCUUUACAGCUCCUUUGAGGGGAGCACAGAUGAGGACGACUACAGCGUCUUCCCCUCCUCCCUGCCCACCAUCUUCCUUCUCACCGAGUACCGAACCACACCUGUCGGCUCCACCGUGGUGAAAACAGAUCUUUUGAGUCAAGUCGCCAACUUUCUGGAGGAGAACAUGCUCCUCAUCCUGGUCGCGAGUUCUUUCUUCCUGCUCUUCUUCCUCAUCGUAUGCGGAGCGAUCUUCAUGAGUCAGAGGCGAAAGGUCAACGCCUACUACCCUUCCUCGUAUCCCACCAAGAUGUACGUGGACCAAAGGGACAAAACCGGAGGAGCAAAAGUCUUUGACGACGUGCCAGAGAAAGCGGCUCCUGAGCAGGAACGUGAGGCAGUGGACUCUCACAGGCAGCUGCAGGACGAGAUCAUGAAGGCCGCCAGGAGUCUGCGCACGCCAACUAAACCUGCCGCCGCCGCCGCCGCCGGGGGAAAGGAAAACAGUCAAGGAGCAGCGGAGCUCUGUCCUGAAGACGAGGCAGAGGCACCUUGUGGCAGCUUCCUGGAACAGCAGCUCUCAAGUUUCCCUGAGGAGGAGGAGGGGGAGUUGGGUGAAGACAAGGCCAGAGCUGCAGCAGAGGUGAACACUGAGCCGAUAUCUGAUCAGCCCAAACCACAGGAAGAUGAUUCAGAGCAGCUUCAUCCGGACAAGGAUGAUUCACAGGCCCCUCCCACCGGCAGGAAUCUGCGACCUUCUUCUCUGCACAUCCACAACGACUCGGCUACACUUCAGCUGAUCGCAGGAGAGAAAACUGCCUUCUAGCAUCUUUCUCCUCCAAGCUUUUUUGAUCUGUUUUGGUGGUAGCAAUGUAAGUUAACGCUGCCAUUAAAGUUGCCAUUAAGAAAAAAUAAAUAAAUAAACAACCAAAAAUAUCAACAGAGGGACAGAAUCAAUGUACAGCAGGAGAGACCGGCUAUUGUAAGUUAUUAAUUUGUUCUAAAAUUAUGAUAUCUGCAGUUUCACAGUUUCAUCUGUUUCGUGUAUUUAUGCAAAAUCAACAACUCAGACAAACAUACGACUGAUGAUUAUUUAUUUGGACACUUCCACAGAAACAUUAAAAAGGAUUUACAUAGUAAAACCAGUGGAACCCUUAACAUUUUUGCUUAGUUGCAUAAACAUACAAGAACAUCAGGCCCGAGUGUUAAGACAGGUCACCCACUCUCCAACAAACGAG
Messenger RNA from Cynoglossus semilaevis (tongue sole), 2130 nucleotides. RefSeq names its product transmembrane protein 119b (gene tmem119b). The transcript is spliced from 6 exons. Gene Ontology annotation, biological process: positive regulation of osteoblast proliferation; positive regulation of bone mineralization; positive regulation of osteoblast differentiation. Lineage: Eukaryota; Metazoa; Chordata; Actinopteri; Pleuronectiformes; Cynoglossidae. Gene Ontology annotation, cellular component: plasma membrane. Bases 834 to 1718 code for a protein of 294 amino acids. The record is from RefSeq and is a predicted model, not a curated record.